AUGACUGUCAAAAAGCGCACAAAGACACUUGCGAGUGGGCGGCCGCCUGCAAGCCGUCCAAAGGAUCGAAUGACAUCCGAGCGGUCUCGGACCAUCAUCCGCACCCAUCACACCCUCCAGAAGGACCAUGCAGCAGCCCUAAAACGAGGUGAUGCAAAGGCCGCCCAUGACAUUGCCCAAGCCAUAGAGAAGAAUGGCGGCAUCAAAACUUACCAAGCGGCCAGCAAGCAAGGCCAGGCGAAAGACCGAGGCGGCGAUUCCAGCAAGGUCCUGGUAGACUGGCUUCAGCAACUGCAGGUUAUCGACAAGAAAGAUCACGCUUCUGGAUCCCCCUUAAGUUGUCUCGAAGUGGGCGCUCUCUCAGCGAAAAAUGAGAUCUCCAAGUUCCCGGGCAAGAUUGAGAUGACGAGAAUCGAUUUGAACAGCCAGGGUCCCGGCAUUGAACAACAAGACUUUAUGGAGCGGCCACUUCCUGCAUCCGAGAGCGAGCAAUUCGACAUAAUUUCGCUAUCCUUGGUGCUCAACUACGUACCAGAUGCAGCUGGUCGCGGCGAGAUGCUCAAGCGCCUCACCAAGUUUCUCCGGCCCGCCAAAGAGGAUUCGGAGACACUGAAACCCAGCGUGCCGCUUCUGUUCCUGGUGCUACCAUUGCCGUGCGUGGAAAAUUCUCGAUACGUUAACGAGCCACUCUUGUUACAGAUCAUGAAGAGCCUUGGCUUCAUGAAGCAGUUCAGCAAGAACACGACAAAGCUGUGUUAUUACCUUUUCACGUGGAAUGGAAAGGUUCUUCCGCGAAAAUCGGGGAAGAAGAAGUUAAGGGAUAAGCCAGCCAUGAACAACUUCUGCAUCGUCGUGGAGUGA
Parastagonospora nodorum SN15 is the source of this 861-nucleotide messenger RNA. RefSeq lists its product as hypothetical. The transcript has a single exon. The record is from RefSeq and is a predicted model, not a curated record. Bases 1 to 861 code for a protein of 286 amino acids. Lineage: Eukaryota; Fungi; Ascomycota; Dothideomycetes; Pleosporales; Phaeosphaeriaceae. Gene Ontology annotation, molecular function: rRNA (adenine) methyltransferase activity. Gene Ontology annotation, cellular component: nucleolus.